Messenger RNA from Alternaria arborescens, 945 nucleotides. RefSeq lists its product as hypothetical. Bases 1 to 945 code for a protein of 314 amino acids. Lineage: Eukaryota; Fungi; Ascomycota; Dothideomycetes; Pleosporales; Pleosporaceae. The record is from RefSeq and is a predicted model, not a curated record. The transcript has 2 exons. Gene Ontology annotation, molecular function: aldose reductase (NADPH) activity. Gene Ontology annotation, cellular component: cytosol.
AUGGCACACAAUGGCACAACCUUUACGCUCAAUACGGGCGCAAAGAUUCCAGCUGUUGGAUUCGGAACAUGGCAGGAUAAGGAGGCUCAGGAGCCAGCCGUCACCAUAGCCCUCAAGUCCGGCUACCGCCACAUUGAUACAGCACGCAUUUACGGCACCGAACCAGCAGUAGCCGCCGCCAUUAAAAAAUCUGGCAUCCCUCGUUCCGAGCUAUUCAUCACGACUAAGCUAUGGAACAACUCGCACCACCCGGAUGACGUAGAAGCUGCUCUCGACGCUUCGCUCAAAGACUUGGGAACCGACUACCUCGAUCUCUACCUCAUGCAUUGGCCCUCUCCCUUCGCUCGCAGUUCAGAGAUGUUCCCGAAAGAUGCCAGCGGUAAGACCAAGCCCGGCGACAGCGACUACGUCGACACAUACAAAGCCAUGGAGAAGUGCUUCAAGAGCGGGAAAGCCCGCGCAAUCGGCGUUUCCAACUUCAGCAAGAGUGAACUCGAGCGGCUGAUCAAAGAAACCAGCGUCGUUCCUGCUGUCCAUCAGAUAGAAUGUCAUCCCUACCUUCAGCAAAACGCCUUCUCGGACUACCACAAGCAGCAAGGCAUCCAUGUAACACAGUAUUCACCUUUUGGAAACCAGAAUGAAAUCUACGACUCCGGGAAAAAUAUGAACAAACUCAUGGACGACCCAGUGCUCGUUGAGAUAGGAAAGAAGCAUGGUAAGACAGGCGCGCAGGUUGCGCUGGCUUGGGGUAUUGCCAUGGGCCACUCUGUUAUCCCAAAGAGUAAGACGGAGUCGAGGAUCAAGGCAAAUUUGGAGGGUGAUUUUGAAUUGCCCAGUGAGGAUGUUGAGGAGAUUGCCAAGAUUGACAAAAAGUUGAGGUUCAAUGAUCCGAGUGCUAACUUUGGAUGGAAUUUCUACUCGGAUCUGGAUGGCAAGAAGAAGUAA